This is a messenger RNA of Mya arenaria, 5130 nucleotides long. RefSeq lists its product as uncharacterized. The record is from RefSeq and is a predicted model, not a curated record. Bases 1 to 5130 code for a protein of 1709 amino acids. Gene Ontology annotation, cellular component: plasma membrane. NCBI's taxonomy places the organism in Eukaryota, Metazoa, Mollusca, Bivalvia, Myida, Myidae. The transcript has 3 exons.
AUGUAUGUAACAGCCAUUGAGGAUGCUGGGGAUCAGGAAAUACAACGUAUUGAUGAGGAUGCAGAAGCCCACAAGCGAGACAUUGACGAACUAGCUACUAGGAAUAAGGCAGAGAUUAACAAGCACCACCAGCAGGUGGAUGAAGCCAUCAGAGCGGCCAUUGGAAAUGCAGGGCGUCGAGAAAUAGAACGUAUUGAUGAAGGCGCAGAAGCACACAAACGAGACAUUGACGAACUAGCUACUAGAAAAAAGACCGAGAUUACACAGCACCACCAGCAGCAGCAGCAGCAGCGACAACAGGCGGAAGAAGCCUUUAGAGCGGAGCUAAAAGAAACUCUACUAAACGACCAUUUAAAACGCAACUCGUUCCUUUCGCUUGGACCGUUUAUUUCUUCGGAUGAUUCACGUCUGAAGGAAUUUUACGUUUCUCCAACGCUGUCUGAGGUUUUACAACAACGGAUAAGCAAGAAGAACGGACCAAGGGAACAUAAGACACGUCCGAUUACAUCCCUUGAACAAAUGUUGACUCCUGCUGAUAGAACGAAGCAAUUUACAAUCAUAACCGCGAAUGCUGGUGUUGGUAAAACAUCGUUUUGUAAGUUUUUAGCUGUUUUGUGGUGCGAGUUACAUGGUCACAAGACGGAUACAAUCAGCACAUUUAAAGAGAGGUUUGUCAUUCGUUUUGAAUCUUUAGAAGACAUACCCUAUCUUCUCUACAUUCCAAUGAAGGAUAUUCCACCACACAGCACCCAUUCCAUUGAAGAAAUUAUUUUUGCGCAUUUAGAGAAUGUGAUUGGAUACUCUAAGCAAGAUCGAGACAGAUUGAGAAGAGUUUUCAUGGACGAACGAUGUUUGGUCAUCUUAGAUGGAAUGGACGAGUCUUCCUUGUCAAAGCUUGACUCAGCAAUGGCCAAACGGAAGUACAGCAUUAUUAUUACAUGCCGCCCGUGGAAACUCGCAGAUACGGUAUUACCGAAGUACAUGCAUGUUAAUAUUGAUGAUCUCAGUCGCAUUUCACAAACUAACCUGUUUGAACACGUGAAUAAAAUCUUAAACGCACAAUAUUCGACCAUAUUUGAAGUUCAGGAUUUCUUAGCAACUUUGGAGGCUAGGAAACUGCAGCCACUAUCCUCCAACACGCUCGUGGGUCUGCAACUAUACAGUCUCUGGCAUGACCAACGUAUUGACGACGAAACAUCAGAAAAUAACAAAACAAGUAUGACGCUUGGACCAACAAGAUCACACAUCUAUGCAGACAUAUUAGAAACGAUGUUCAGUCUAGAAAUGAAAAAGAGAAAAGAAUUUUCAGAACGUCCACAAAAUAAAAUUCCCACACAAAGACCUCUUCCUAAAUGCUUUGAGGGACGGAAAUUGUGUAAAGCAAAAUCCUGUUUGAUUUAUGAAACAGGCAAGAUUGCUCUCAAUAUGUUAGUUAACUCGAAGAUCGAGUUUGAUGAGGAAACCAUGCAUUCGUUACUAGAUGGGCAAUUUCUUUUAGAUUCAGGACUCAUUUCAGCCUAUAGGUCACACAAGUGCAGUAUUGAAAACAAAGUGUACCAUUUUCUACACAAAACCUACCAGGAAAUGUUUGCAGCAAUAUAUAUUUCGUCACUGAAUUUCACGAGUGAAGACUGGCUUAAGCUUGAAGACAACUUCGAUACUGUGUUUUCACCGGACAUAAUGUCAUUCUUGUGCGUGAUGAAUUACGAGCAGGGCCGGCGAUGUUCGGAAAUAUUCGGCAACAUGGAGCGGAAGUUUUACAGAGAAAACACAUUUUAUGCCAAUGAGAUAAUCGAGUACCAAGAGGCCGUGCAACUGGCGUACAACGAAUGUGUGAACAAUGGUGUGUCAGAGCCGCAACUUACGUUAAGACAUGCAAGGUUAAAUAGGGAAAUCGCUGCGUCAACGCGUCCACUCUUGCAACACAACCUUAGCGAACUAUAUUCGUGUGAUAUUGAAUGUUCCGAAGAAUACCCUGUUAAUACAAGCAUUACAAGCAUGGAACAACUUAACACAUUAUACAUAUCGAGUGAAGAAGAGGGCAAUGCUUCUCUACAAAGUAUUCCAACAUUGUUUCUUAACAAAUUAACAGUUCUUUGUCUAUCCGAUUUGAACAUAGAAACUGAUAAUCUAAACCUGGCCUUUUGUGGAAAUAUUAAAGUAAUUAUUCUGCAAAACCUCCGCCUCAGGCAUGUGACCAUCGCCCCGACCCAGCUAGAGAAGUUCUUGGUCAUUAUCAAGGAUAACAUACGAGAGAACAUACCGCCUAUGGAGGUGACAUUCGCACACGGGAGACAGUUUACAAACACAUUAAAGGAGCUCAAUCUUGACAACGUUACUUUAAAUGAAACACUUAAUAUACAGCAGUGUGAUCAACUACAAGAACUAUGGCUGGACACAUUAACAUUUUCUGACGACUUCCACCUGGAUCUGUCAUUAUUCACGCACCUUUCUGAGGUAGUUCUUCAAAACCUCCGCCUCAGGCAUGUGACCAUCGCCCCGACCCAGCUGGAGAAGUUCGGUGUCUCUAUCAGGGAUAACACACGAGAGAACAUACCGCAUAUGGAGGUGACAUUCGCACACGGGAGACAGUUUACAAACACAUUAAAGAAGCUCACUCUUGCCUACGUUACUUUAAAUGAAACACUUAAUAUACAGCAGUGUGAUCAACUACAAAAACUAUGGCUGGACACAUUAACAUUUUCUGACGACUUCCGCCUGGACCUGUCCUCAUUCACGCACCUUUCUGAUGUACUUCUUCAAAACCUCCGCCUCAGGCAUGUGACUAUCGCCCCGACCCAGCUGGAGAAGUUCUUGGUCUCUAUCAAGAAUAACAUACGAGAGAACAUACCGCCUAUGGAGGUGACAUUCGCACACGGGAGACAGUUUACAAACACAUUAAAGGAGCUCAGUCUUGACAACGUUACUUUAAAUGAAACACUUAAUAUACAGCAGUGUGAUCAACUACAAAAACUAUGGCUGGACACGUUAACAUUUUCUGACGACUUCCACCUGGACCUGUCCUCAUUCACGCACCUUUCUGGGGUAGUUCUUCAAAACCUCCGCCUCAGGCAUGUGACCAUCGCCCCGACCCAGCUGGAGAAGUUCUGUGUCAUUAUCAAGGAUAACAUACGAGAGAACAUACCGCCUAUGGAGGUGACAUUCGCACACGGGAGACAGUUUACAAACACAUUAAAGGAGCUCUGUCUUGUCAACGUUACUUUAAAUGAAACACUUAAAAUACAGCAGUGUGAUCAACUACAAGAACUGCAGUUGGACACGUUAACAUUUUCUGACGACUUCCACCUGGACCUGUCCUUAUUCACGCACCUUUCUGAGGUAGUUCUUCAAAAUCUUCGCCUCAGGCAUGUGACCAUCGCCCCGACCCAGCUGGAGACGUUCUGGGUCUCUAUCAAGGAUAACAUACGAGAGAACAUACCGCCUAUGGAGGUGACAUUCGCACACGGGAGACAGUUUACAAACACAUUAAAGGAGCUCUGUCUUGACAACGUUACUUUAAAUGAAACACUUAAUAUACAGCAGUGUGAUCAACUACAAGAACUGCAGUUGGACACGUUAACAUUUUCUGACGACUUCCACCUGGACCUGUCCUUAUUCACGCACCUUUCUGAGGUAGUUCUUCAAAAUCUUCGCCUCAGGCAUGUGACCAUCGCCCCGACCCAGCUGGAGACGUUCUUGGUCUCUAUCAAGGAUAACAUACGAGAGAACAUACCGCCUAUGGAGGUGACAUUCGCACACGGGAGACAGUUUACAAACACAUUAAAGGAGCUCUGUCUUGACAACGUUACUUUAAAUGAAACACUUAAUAUACAGCAGUGUGAUAAACUACAAGAACUGCAUUUGGACACGUUAACAUUUUCUGACGACUUCCGCCUCGACCUGUUCUCAUUCACGCACCUUUCUAAGGUAGUUCUUCAAAACCUCCGCCUCAGGCAUGUGACCAUCGCCCCGACCCAGCUAGAGAAGUUCUGGGUCUCUAUCAAGGAUAACAUACGAGAGAACAUACCGCCUAUGAAGGUGACAUUCGCACUAGGGAGACAGUUUACAAACACAUUAAAGAAGCUCAGUCUUGACUACGUUACUUUAAAUGAAACACUUAAUAUACAGCAGUGUGAUCAACUACAAGAACUAUGGCUGGACACGUUAACAUUUUCUGACGACUUCCGCCUGGACCUGUCCUCAUUCACGCACCUUUCUAAGGUAGUUCUUCAAAACCUCCGCCUCAGGCAUGUGACCAUCGCCCCGACCCAGCUGGAGAAGUUCUGGGUCUCUUUCAAGGAUAACAUACGAGAGAACAUACCGCCUAUGGAGGUGACAUUCGCACACGGGAGGCAGUUUACAAACACAUUAAAGAAGCUCUGUCUUGACAACGUUACUUUAAAUGAAACACUUAAUAUACAGCAGUGUGAUAAACUACAAGAACUGCAUUUGGACACAAUAACAUUUUCUGACGACUUCCAUCUGGACCUGUUCUCAUUCACGCACCUUUCUAAGGUAGUUCUUCAAAACCUCCGCCUCAGGCAUGUGACCAUCGCCCCGACCCAGCUAGAGAAGUUCUGGGUCUCUAUCAAGGAUAACAUACGAGAGAACAUACCGCCUAUGAAGGUGACAUUCGCACACGGGAGACAGUUUACAAACACAUUAAAGGAGCUCAGUCUUGACAACGUUGCUUUAAAUGAAACACUUAAUAUACAGCAGUGUGAUCAACUACAAAAACUAUGGCUGGACACGUUAACAUUUUCUGACGACUUCCACCUGGACCUGUCCUCAUUCACGCACCUUUCUGGGGUAGUUCUUCAAAACCUCCGCCUCAGGCAUGUGACCAUCGCCCCGACCCAGCUGGAGAAGUUCUGUGUCAUUAUCAAGGAUAACAUACGAGAGAACAUACCGCCUAUGGAGGUGACAUUCGCACACGGGAGACAGUUUACAAACACAUUAAAGAAGCUCUGUCUUGUCAACGUUACUUUAAAUGAAACACUUAAUAUACAGCAGUGUGAUCAACUACAAGAACUAUGGCUGGACAUGUUAACAUUUUCUGACGACUUCCGCCUGGACCUGUCCUCAUUCACGCACCUUUCUAAUGUAACAUACUUCAACACCUCAAACUAA